Messenger RNA from Aedes aegypti (yellow fever mosquito), 2236 nucleotides. RefSeq names its product protein transport protein Sec61 subunit alpha. Bases 307 to 1737 code for a protein of 476 amino acids. NCBI's taxonomy places the organism in Eukaryota, Metazoa, Arthropoda, Insecta, Diptera, Culicidae. The transcript has 3 exons. The record is from RefSeq and is a predicted model, not a curated record. Gene Ontology annotation, molecular function: signal sequence receptor activity; ribosome binding; transmembrane protein transporter activity. Gene Ontology annotation, biological process: SRP-dependent cotranslational protein targeting to membrane, translocation; post-translational protein targeting to membrane, translocation. Gene Ontology annotation, cellular component: membrane; Sec61 translocon complex.
CACGUUCGCUUUCAUCGAGACCAGACGACGUUUUCCAUUCAUUCAUUUCGGUAAAAGUCAUCACCCAGCAAAGAAGGCUGCUGCGUGGCCUGUUUUUAGCUACCAGGGAAAAAUUGCAUUUUUCUGCGGGGAAAAUUCGUAGUGAUUCGCAUCGAAUUGUGGAAAAUUAGUGCUGUAAGUUAUCGUGAAGUGAAGGAGUUCGAAUCCGGUGGACUUUUAUCGAGGGUGCAGUGGAAAUCUACUCGCCGAAAACGAGGUUGGAGUUUCUACGGGAAUAAAAAGAAGACCUAACCCAAGGGCAGCAAAAUGGGCAUCAAAUUCCUGGAAAUCAUCAAACCCUUCUGCAGUAUCCUACCGGAGAUUGCCAAACCGGAGCGGAAGAUCCAAUUCCGGGAGAAAGUGCUAUGGACGGCGAUUACGUUGUUCAUCUUUCUGGUGUGCUGUCAGAUUCCGCUUUUCGGAAUCAUGAGCUCGGAUUCGGCCGAUCCCUUCUACUGGAUUCGUGUCAUUUUGGCCUCGAACAGGGGUACCCUGAUGGAGCUGGGUAUUUCCCCCAUUGUGACGUCCGGACUGAUUAUGCAGCUGUUGGCCGGAGCGAAGAUUAUCGAAGUCGGUGACACCCCGAAGGACCGGGCUCUGUUCAACGGGGCGCAAAAACUGUUUGGAAUGGUCAUCACGAUUGGGCAGGCCAUUGUCUACGUCAUGACCGGAAUGUACGGCGAUCCAGCGGAAAUCGGAGCCGGUGUAUGUCUGCUGAUCAUUAUUCAGCUGUUCGUGGCCGGAUUGAUUGUCUUGCUGUUGGACGAGCUGCUCCAGAAGGGUUACGGAUUGGGUUCCGGUAUUUCGCUGUUCAUUGCCACCAACAUUUGCGAGACCAUUGUGUGGAAGGCUUUCUCGCCGGCCACGGUCAACACCGGACGGGGAACGGAAUUCGAAGGGGCGGUCAUUGCUCUGUUCCACCUUCUGGCCACUCGACAGGACAAGGUCCGAGGACUGCGCGAAGCUUUCUACCGUCAAAAUCUGCCCAACUUGAUGAAUCUGUUGGCGACGGUUUUGGUCUUUGCGGUGGUAAUAUACUUCCAGGGCUUCCGGGUGGAUCUGCCAAUCAAGUCGACCCGCUAUCGCGGCCAAUACAGCAGCUACCCGAUCAAGCUGUUCUACACGAGCAACAUUCCCAUUAUUCUGCAGUCGGCGCUGGUUUCGAAUCUUUACGUCAUUUCACAGAUGUUGGCGGUAAAAUUCCACGGCAACCUGCUCGUCAAUCUGCUCGGAACGUGGGCCGACGUUAGCGGGGGUGGCCCCGCCCGUGCCUACCCCAUCGGAGGUCUCUGCUACUACCUCUCCCCACCGGAAAGCUUGUCGCACAUCCUGCAGGAUCCGAUCCACGCCCUGCUCUACAUCGUGUUCAUGCUCGGCAGUUGUGCAUUCUUCUCCAAGACCUGGAUCGACGUGUCCGGCAGUUCGGCCAAGGACGUCGCCAAGCAGCUCAAGGAACAGCAAAUGAUCAUGCGUGGUCAUCGCGAGAGCUCAAUGAUCCACGAACUGAACCGAUACAUCCCGACGGCGGCCGCUUUCGGAGGCCUGUGCAUCGGUGCCCUCUCGGUGACGGCUGAUUUCAUGGGAGCCAUCGGAUCCGGAACCGGUAUCCUGCUGGCCGUCACCAUCAUCUACCAGUACUUCGAGAUCUUCGUCAAGGAGCAGAGCGAAAUGGGCGGCAUGGGAACGUUGCUAUUCUAAGAAACCGUUUCGCAAUUCAAUCAUCCAAUCAUCACCACUCCGAACGUUGGAGGUCUCCUAUUUCUCCCUCGUUUCUCAUAGAACCACACAUAGUACUGUUUAACACGAGUAUGAGUACUAUCUUGUCCUAGUACUAGCAGAGGCAGUUUUAUUUUUUCUUCUUAGGACGUAAAUAUAUACAUUGAAAAAAUAGAAAAUAAAGAAAACCGAUAAAAAUCGAAAAAGAUACAUAAACUCUACAAAACGACCUUAUUAUUGAAACAAAAUUCGUUUGUAACAUUUAAGAAACGAAAAACUAAAGAGCAAUAAAUGGACGACACUGUCGAUUCAAGUCAGGAAGUCCGAUGCGAAAUCAUCGAAGACGAGUUGGGAAUGAAGCUAUUAGAAUAUUUUCCCAAUCUCGGUACACUAAUAUAUACCUUAUAAGGAGAGCAUUUUUUUUGUGUUAUGCGUUUAUGUUGUGAGAUGAAUAAAUUAACAACAAAAGUUUAGAAAAUUA